Molecule: messenger RNA, 1662 nt
Organism: Cavenderia fasciculata
Lineage: Eukaryota; Evosea; Eumycetozoa; Acytosteliales; Cavenderiaceae
Exons: 2
Coding region: 1-1662 (553 amino acids)
Source: RefSeq, a predicted model, not a curated record
AUGACAGCAUUUAAAUACUCUAUUGCAAUUGUAGUAUUGGUUGUAUUGUUAUCUUGUAAUGUGGAAGCACAAAGAACGAUGCAAUUUAGAACAUCGAUGAAUUGUUAUAGAGAUGGUUGUGAUUUCAACUCUCCUUCCAAUUGGGUUGGAAGUGUUGCACCUAGUCUACCAACUGAUACUGCUGUCAUUGAUUAUAGAGGUACAAAUCCUCUUUCUGGUGGUCAAGUCCAAAAUAUCUAUUCAAAGGCAUCACACUUGCAAAUCGGAUCGUUGACUGUACUCUCUGAUGAGAACAGUCCAAUCGUUUUGGUGGAACUAGGCAAUGUCAAUAUUGCCGGUAACUUGACUAUUGGCACCUUUGUGACAGUUCAGCCAGCCAAGAAAUCAACCCUCACCGUUGCUGGCAACCUGACAAUUCUCUACGGGGGCAGUAUCUAUACUGAAUACCAAGUGACUCUCUCUGUACUUGGAUACUCUAUUUUUAACCAAUCAACCGUCCAAAUACAACCUUCAUCGUACUUUACAUCGAAUGGUGCAUACUUUUUGGGCGGUCAGUUCACCCUAGAGACACAGUCUACCAUGGCACUCUACGGUAACACUGUUAUCAACAACUCUCAAGUGACUACGUAUGACUAUAGUGUCGUGCAAGUCGAUAACCUCCUCCUGACUAAUCGCGGGUCUCUACAAGUCACUGGCAACUUUUUGGCCACUGGUAAUGUCCAACUCAGCCUCUAUUCCUCCAUUCAACUCGAUUUCAAUAGCUCCAUUUUCAUCGGACGUGGUGCAUCCGUCACACUUGGCGAGCUCGAUAUCCAAGGCUCACUCACACUAUCCGACUAUAUCCCAUACACUGAUAUUAUCGGCCCGGGUAGUAUCGCACAACUCAUUCUCAACGCUCAAAAGAAGGGGAUCCCAUCACAGAUCACAGCUUAUAUUGGUGAUGUAGACAUUGGAAACAUCACUUCGACCGGCACACCAACAACCGCUGACCUCACCUUUGACGGUACCAUCUCGUCUAUUGGCAGCACACCCGUCUCGAUCAACAACGCCAUCAUCACUGUCUCCAACAGUGCAAACCUCAAUAUCACAGGCUCUGUAUCUCUCAGCGGACCAUUAUCACAAAUUGUCAUUCAAAAUAGAUGUUCAUUUUCGUUGUAUGGUGCUAAUUUAACCUCACCAAACAUCACAACUGGAGCAGACUCAUCGGUCGAGUUGGUUGGUGCAAGUAUCUAUACUGGUGACCUGCACAUUAAUGGUGGCAGCAGUCUACUCGUCAGCAAGUCAUCUAUCAUCGGUAACGUCUAUGCCGACAGCACCAAGGUUGUGCUCGGACAAGGGGUUGAGAUUUCAGGAGGUGUCUAUCUCACAACACAAUCCUCUAUCAAUCUCGCCGUUGCCUCAUUAUCCACCUCACCCACCUCUGCAUCCAUCUCUACACAUGCACUAGAGUUGAAUGACGGGUCACUCUCACUCUGGGUACAAGACCCAACACAACUCCAAGUUGGAUCAACCUACUAUCUUGUAUCAAGCGUUGGCAACAUCCUUAUCAACCCAACUCAAUGUGCCAUCAGUUUCACUCUACCAAACAAUCUUUCCUAUUCAUUCCAAGUCACUCUCCAAAAUGACAUUAAUUAUUUAGUUUUUAAUGUUGAAUCAAACUAA